Molecule: messenger RNA, 750 nt
Organism: Colletotrichum truncatum
Lineage: Eukaryota; Fungi; Ascomycota; Sordariomycetes; Glomerellales; Glomerellaceae
Source: RefSeq, a predicted model, not a curated record
AUGGCCAAACAAGCCGGCUUGAGCCUAGCCUCCAUAUUCCUCCUUUCGGGAUCAAUAGUCCUACUACUCUUCGUCAUCCUCGCCGGCGUGCGCGACACGGCUCCUCUCAACAACACGUACUUCCUCGAAGGCGACACUUCAGGCAUCACCGGCGCCCGCAACGGCCUUACGCGAUGGACCUACUUUUACUACUGCAAUGACGAGAACACCGGCUGCUGGGGCCCAUGGCCCGCUCCGGCCUUUGGCUGGGCUUGGGGCCGCGAUGCUGCCAACGUACCCUCGGGACUCGCCGGCGGCCACGGCGGUGGCACGACGAGCACCGAGUACUUUUACCUCUGGCGCUUCGGAUGGGUCAUGUACCUCAUUGCCCUCUUUUUCAUGGUUGUCGCCUGGUUUGGAAGCUUCCUCGCCUGCUGCGGCCGUCUCGGCUCUGCCAUUGCUUUCUUGGUGUCGGCUAGCGCGCUGUUCUUCCUUACCGUUGCCGUCUCUCUGAUGACCGCAACUUUCGUCAAGGCCCGCAACGCAUUCCACUCAGCAGGCCGCGAAGCUUCUAUCGGUACUUACGCCUUCGGCUUCAGCUGGGGUGCCUGGGCCGCCCUGUUUCUUGCUACCGUCCUCUUCUGCAUCGGUAUCCGCGGCGAGAAGUCGGGCAGCCGUAGCAAGUCCCGAUUCAGCCGCAAGCGCAGCGUGCGUAGCCGCAGGUCCUUUGACGUCAACUCGAGCCGUCGUGUUAAGGAGGACUACGCGUAA